Messenger RNA from Saccostrea cuccullata (small rock oyster), 4135 nucleotides. RefSeq lists its product as uncharacterized. The record is from RefSeq and is a predicted model, not a curated record. Lineage: Eukaryota; Metazoa; Mollusca; Bivalvia; Ostreida; Ostreidae. The coding region runs from base 100 to 1131 and encodes 343 amino acids. The transcript is spliced from 2 exons.
GAGACAAUCUUGACAGCCCACGUGAACGGAAAAAACAAAACUUUAAGGACAAGCUUGCAGGAUUAUUUACAUUAAAGGACAAUAAAGAUAGAGAAGAAAAUGGUUUUCACAUACAGCUUAAUUGUGGUACUUAUGUCAUUAUUUGGGGCGGUCUUGUCUCAGGGCUGCCACAAAGACUGCAUCUGUAGAGCUAAUAACGUCAAAUGUCCAGCCUCAGUCAACUUCCCCGAGUCUUUUCCUACAAAUACAGAGAAAAUAACGUUUGAUGAAAUCACUGCGGUUGAACUCCCACCAAAUGCCUUUGCACAUCUACCUAACCUGACCAGUAUACAUUUCAGUCGCUGUAAUUUUGGACAAAUUAGCACAUGCGCAUUUCCAAGAAAGCAUAAAAAUUUACGAAUCACCUUUGAUCUAACUGUCAUUGGCGAAAUUAAAGAGGGCGCUUUCAGAGAUUUAGGAGUGACUUCUAUUUCAUUCGCAAAAUCGACGAUUACUACGAUAAGGGCAUAUGCUUUCUGGAAUAUAAAAACCGACUUUAAGCUAACAUUCACAAGUACCACGGUGCACAAAUUUGAAUCAUUCGCAUUUUACAAUGUUAGUUCAGAGAACGACAUAAAGUAUGAAGAUGGCACAAUUAAGUAUAUGAUGAAUUCUGCGGUCAAAGAUAGUAUAUUUGACAUGCUGAUAUUGAACCGAGUCCUUUUCGAAAAACUGGAAUGUAACGCUUUCCUUGCCCUCGUGAAAAAGCCUCCUCAAGUUUCAGAUAUUAAAUUUCUUUGCAACUGUGAUACAGAAUGGAUGAAGACAAUAAGUCCAGAUCCGUUAUUUGCACUGAUGCUGAAGAUCGGAACCUGUAAAGCUCCAGAGAAACUGGAAGGAGCAACAAUGAAAGACGUUCUUGAUAACAACAGAGUCGAAAACUGUCCGGAAAUUAGCAAUGCGGGAAGCACGUGUCAACUUCCUCCACAAGAUAUCCCAGAAUUCAAGUGUACGGAGAGGAUUAUCAUGGGCCCUGGUGAACCGGAAAGAGCUGGACCUGGGUCAAAGAAAAAGUCACCUAGAGGUGAUGCCAGUCUAACAUAUCCUUGUUGGGCUUUGAUUGCUGUUAUCAUCAUAUCCCUUCAACUUUAAAGGAGAAACAAUAAAAACAUUUUUAUCCUAUUUUUAAUUGUAAUUACUAAAAGUUCGAAAAUUGACAAUGACAUUUAACGUAAUUCUCAUUAAACUUGUUACAGUUGUAGAGAACAAGUUCGGAAAAUGCCAGAAUGUACGAAAUCACUUACAUGUGUAUGCUUGAAAUGUUAAAACAGGAUUUUCUAAAUGUCAGACAUGGUACUGCGUACAUAUGACAUAAUUAUUUACCUUUAAGGACAUACGCAAGGUACCUUACCAACUGAUAAUUUUUCAAGAUAUUCUAAAUUUAAAUUUAUAAUACCAUCACAUGUUCUUAGGCAAAAUAUCGGCAUGUGUUACCAGGGAUUUCGAAAAGUUAUCAAAUUAUGAAAAUUAUUGCAUUAUUCAAUGAAAAAUGUACAAAAAUUACAAAACAUAAAUUCCACAUAUUUUUUCCAUCAGAAUUUGUUUAAGAAGAGGUGUACAAACCCACAUAUAGACAUUUUAAAUUAUUGCACACAGGUCCUUCAUAUAGUGGAACUCUUCAACUCCAGAGAAGAACCCAAUAAAGUUCAAACUACGUUGCGUACGACCUUAAAGGGACAUGGACACAGUUUCGGCUAAAAUUUCAAAUAUAUAUAUGUAUAUUUUUAUUUUUUUUCUGUUUUCAAAUAUUUAACCAAGGUAUUUCUAGUGAUCAUCAAAAGUUUGAAUUUCAGUUGUAGAGAUACAAGACAUAUUUUGAUCUCUAAACCUUUGUUAUAUAAACAGAGCUUGUGCCAUGUUUUGUUACAUAGAUUAAAUAUACUUAUAUAUUAUUUUAAUCAUAUAUUCCAAGCUCUCUGAUUGGCUUAAACUUGGUCACAUGAUUUAGUAUAUAAUAGCAUAUAGACUUGAGUUACUAAUUAUAGAAUCUGAAAUGCAUAUCGACUUGAUGUUUCUUAAAAUAGAGGGAAUUUUCUGUAAAACAAAAUAUUAAUGGGAAAGAUUUCACAAUUAUAGCUAAUACAGUAUAUGUCUUGAUGUUUCUGCAACUUGUAUUUAAAUUUGAAAUGUUCUGUAACUCACAAGACGUAACAAUGGCCUGAAUUAGGAUCUACUUAAUAUUAGAACAUACUGAAUAUCUUUGUCAAAAUCGAUACAAAACAUAAUCAAAAAGAUGUACAAUUGUAGUAUUUUCAAUUAGUAAAUCCUCUAAAUUUACAUUUGUAUAUGUAAAAAUCUAAAAAUGUCAUUGAAAGUUUAACACAGUUAUACUAAACAACUUAAUUUAUUUUGAUUUCUAGGCUCUAAGUGUUUAAGAGAGAAAACUUGUGGUUUGUUCCCAUUUUUUCAAAUUGUUUUUUAUCAACCUCUAUAAAAAAUAAUAUAACAAAUGUAGCCCUUUAAUUCGGUCAAUCCAUAGAUAUAUCGACUUCACAGAAAAGCAUAUCGACCUCGCAUUUCGUGCUCGGUCGAUAUGCUUUUCUGUGAAGUCGAUAUAUCUAUGGAUCGACCUCAUCAAAGGGCUAUAUUUAUAUAAUAUAUAUUCGUUCAAAGCAGUUUUUUUUUCAAAUAAGAAGUUAAUUCUGAAUACGAUUAGGCACUUUCUAGCGAUUUGCUGAAUCUUGUUUUGUUAUUUAAAUAUAUUUUUAUGUGUAAACAAAAACAAGGCACGAGCCGUAUAAAUUUACGUACAUUAUGAAGAAAUUUUAAGUUCUGUGACUAUUUUGUAAAUCAACAAAUGAUGUUCAAAUUUUUGCUGAUCAUUAAAAUUGCCAUAUUUAGGAAUUGUAAACAUUAAAAUUGGUUUUUAAAAAAAAAAAUCAGUGGAAACUGUGUCCAAGUCCCUUUCAAGUCUUUGUUUCAACAUGUGACAUCACAAAACUGUUGAUUUAAAAUUAAAUAUAUACUAGUAACAGAUGAUAUUAAUGCAUAUAAAUUUUCUUAUUUCUUGUUAAUACAUGUAUUAUUUUUGACAAUUUGAUCAAUAUAUAUAUAUUCAGUGUUACUCUUAAAGUAGUAAUCUUAUCUCGUGACACUGUACAUAAAUUAUGUUAUAGCAUGACCUUAUUCUAAAAUAAAAACGGUGCAGAAUUACAUAAUCAUUUUUGUUAUCUAGAUCAUGGAUGUAACAAAGUUGUUCCUUGCUUGCACACUGGCGUUUCUGACUUUAAAUAAACUAUGUGAAGGAAAAUUGACAGGUGAAAAUAUUGAAGAAGAAUUCAUCAAGUUGAAAAACCGAGUCGAGAAGCUGGAAGAGACAACACUAAAACAGUCCGGCGAAUUGUCUAUGCUACAGGAAACCGUGUCCAUGCUUCAAAGAAAAACAGAGAGACAAUCCAACAUAAUUACAUACCUUUAGAAAAAGACCCUUGGUUACAGAAGAGUGAUCGUGAAACAGAAAACUGCGUUAUGGAAUCCAGAAAACAAAGAAUUUCGUCAAAUGCAUGGAAGUAAAAUGGAAAAUGGCACUCACUUGAACUCCAGUUUCAAAGUACAUACCAAAACGCGCCGUAAUAAUUCUUUGAAACGAAAAACGACGAAGUCAUAUGGCAAUUUCAUUACCCGUAGAGGUUAGGAAAGUUUAAUACAGAGUUUUUAAAUAAUUAAUGAACACGUACAUGUACAUUUGCAAGUUUAUUAAUUAGUAUUACGAAAACCUGUCUUCCAGAGUUAAUUAAAGAAACAAUGCAUUCUCGUCAGUUUUUCUUGCAUAUACAUUGAGUUUGACUUGUAUUAUACUAAUUUUAUCAAACCAUCCAGCGUAAUGUCUAUUAAUUCCGUAUAAGGGAACAAAUAUUAAAUUUUCUUUUAGAACGACUUUUGAUACCAUUAACAACAACAACAACUCCCAGUUGGGAUGCCGUGGCUUUUUAUGCAUAUAUGUCAUCACAUCACAACGAGAUGGGACCCAAUCAUGUUCUGGUUUUCGAUGUUGUAAAAACAAAUUCCGGUAAUGGUUUUCAUCGAAAUACUGGAGUAUUCAUUGCCCCCAAAUCAGGAUUAUACGCAUUCUACUGGAAUUUUCGGGUGUUUAAUG